Molecule: messenger RNA, 6721 nt
Organism: Lepidothrix coronata (blue-crowned manakin)
Lineage: Eukaryota; Metazoa; Chordata; Aves; Passeriformes; Pipridae
Gene: SPAG17
Product: sperm associated antigen 17
Exons: 48
Coding region: 29-6586 (2185 amino acids)
Biological process (GO): axonemal central apparatus assembly; epithelial cilium movement involved in extracellular fluid movement
Cellular component (GO): axonemal central apparatus
Source: RefSeq, a predicted model, not a curated record
CCUCCUCCUGCCGCCCGCCCGCACCGCCAUGGGCCCCAAGCGGCCCAAGUCCGCCCGCGACUCUCCGGGGCGCCGACCCUCCGCACUCCCGAGCUGGGAGGCCGAGCUGGUGUCCGCCCCCUUCGAGGAGGAGGACUGGAAGCCUAGCAUCGCUUUCGUUGUUGGGACCAAGAUGGAGGAUGAAAUCCACAUUCAGGCCCUGUCUAUGGCUGUGCGGGUGCCACAGCGAAAACUCUUCAGCGUAAUAACCCAUGAAGACAUUUUCAGACAGAUCACAGAAUGUGGGAGUCAAAAGGGAAAAAAGGUUAAGGAUGGGCCUAUGUACUAUGAGGUGAUAGAAUUAGCCAAAGCCAUUCUGGAUGGGGGUGCAGAAAUUCCUGUUACACUAACUGGAAAGCUGUUGAAAUUUCAACUGCUUUGUCUCAAACAGAAGGACCUUCAGAGAAGAGAAGCUGAAAAGAAGGCAGAACAGCAACAAAAAGAAAAAGAAAAAGCUAAACCUCCUGACAAAGCAGCUGAAAAAGAAAGUAAAGGAAAAAAGUCAGCAGCCCCAGCCUCUGCUAAAAAGGACACCAAAUUGAAACAACGACGUGGAGAAGUGGAAGAGAAAGACCAAUACAUUGAUGAUGAACCAGAUGAUGGUGCCCAUCAUUACUUUAUAAUUUUGGAUUUCCACAACCUUCAGCUGUUACCUGUGAUGGCUGAGCUUGGAAUUAACAUUUCAAGUGUAAUUCAAAUUUCUUCUGAGAAUUACAAGCCAUUGCAGAUACACUUGGAAGAAACUGCACUUCAAGGAGAGCCUUUAAUUUCAUCUGAAGUUGUAGAAACAGAGAAAAUAAAGGAAGAUGAAGCUAACAAAGACCUGGAAACAUUUUGGAAAUACCUGGAGCCAGUUCUGAACAGUGGAAAGCAUGGAUCAAGUCUGUAUGAUGUUGCCAGGCUCCAUCACCUAGUUAAGGAAAGUGACUUUCCCACUGAUUGGUCUGACAGAGAAAUGCUGCUUGCAUUUGGUACUGUGCUGUUUGAACACAUUGCUCGUUUGAUGUAUGAUUGCCUGGACUGGAAAAGGCAGCAUUGCAACUACUUGGAAAACACCAACUUUAUUAAUGUGCCUACGUUAUCAGAGAGCAAAUCACCACAACAAUCUGUAACUGAGGUUGAACCAGCAUCACACAUGACACCUCCAAAGAAAAAAGGGAAAGCAGAAGAAGUUCUACCAACAGAAAUUUUGUCACAGGCAGCUGAAGAAACUUCUUUUUUGUCUCAUUCCAUGGACAUGAGGUUUUACAAUGACUUGCUGAGUCAGAUUCCUGAGGAAUACUUUUCUGUACCCUUAAUGCUGAGCUGCAUGUUGGAACAGGUUAUUGCGAGUGAAGAAGACCUUACACCACCUAGUCUGGUGGUACAAGAACCUCCAGCAAAUGGGUUUCGUCAUGCCAUUGCCGAUCAUAUAGUCUCUGUUCUUCCUUCUCUUUCACUUUCUUUGAGUGAAAAAAAGAAUCUAUAUGACUACUUUUCUUCUAAGUGCAGUGAAGAAAAGACUGUUACCCCCCAGUACCCUCUCUUAUUUAACUACCAUGAUACCCUCGCUCAGCGGUUGCACUUCCUGAAGGCCCAGGAGAACUUAAAUCCGGAAAAUAUUGAGCGUGAAAUGAUGAAUAAACUGCCUCUUACAGAACUUACCCAUUUCACCCUUCCUUCAACUAAAAAUAACACUAAACACUUGGCCAGAGUUCAUGAGCUCAUGCAUUAUUGUACCAGUGAACUUCUGAGUUGGGCUGAAGUAGAAAGAGCCUUUAGAGUAUUUACUUUUGAAAGCCUGAAGCUGACCUGGCUGAGUGACUCUGGUUUCCUGGAGAGCUCUGGAUCUAUGGUUGGAGGGAAUUCUGAAGUGUGUUGUAUCCCUUGGGAUAAUCCAGACAUGUUUGCAAGACAGCUGAGGCAACUCUUCCUUAUGGAAAAGAAGCUUAAUGGAAAAUCUCCAAGAGGCUCCGGGCAUACGGAAAUAAAUGGCAAAGAUGGAAGAGAUGGUCUGGCUGAUCCUCUUUUGGACAACGAAUUAGAUCUUCCUGUUUCUGAUAUGGUGAGUCUGGAAAAUUACUUAGAAGAAAUAAAAAAGAUACAGCAGCGUUGCUUGACGGACUGGAAUUUUGAGGAGCAUUUUCAACCACAUGUUCUUCUUCAGGUUCUUCAUACAGCAUCCCAAGAAUAUAGAUGUAUUGAUACCUUUUAUCAUAACCAAGAUAACUCUUUGUUAAUGGUUUUUCACAAUCCUAUGAAUCAAUAUCGUCUGUGCCAAGAGACUUGGGAUAUUGCAUUGCACUCUAAUGUUGGAUUCAGGAAUUAUCUCGAGCUGGUGGCUAACUCAAUUGAGGACUGGGUGAGAGAGGAAGAAGCUAAAUACCAAGAAGAGAAGAUGGGCAAAACAUCAGGACCUGAGAGCAUAAGAGAAUCUCAAUCCAACAAUGGAGAAAGUCCCAUUAUCAGAGAAGAUUCUUUAAAGGCUUGGAAGAAGGAGCAGGACCGCUUACGAGAGGAAGAAACAAAAGGAAAGACAGAAAAUUUGGGAAGUAAAAAGAAAGGACAGGAGAUAAUAGAUGGAGAGUGUAAAGAUUCCGAAGAGAAGUCUAAAAAUGAGCCAACAGAAGCCUCUGAACUUCAGGAGGAUCACAGCAUUCCAGAACCAUGUUCUGAGAAAGUUUAUAAGUUUCAUGGCUACAAUACAGGGGAGGAUGUAAUUCAAAUAUCAGGAACCACUCAAUAUCUCUUCCCAUCCGAUGGAGGACAGAUUCAAGUAGAAAAGAUAGAGUUUGUAAAAGGUCUAACUUCGGUAAAGGUGAAAGUGAUAAAAGACAACCACAAUUUCUUCAUUCAUAUCACAGAUCCCAAGAAAAACUUGGAAGAAGAUGAAGUGCAAGAAAUUAAUGAAGAAGAGAAAAUUAGAUCAGGAAAAAUAAAAAAUCAAAAGAAAGCUGUGAGCAAGUUUGGAUCUUUUUCAGCCACCUUGGAAAAUGGAAUCCAGCUGUCCCUAAGCUAUUAUGGACCUACAGGGAAGACAGCAGAUGAUGAAAACGGUGAUAUCUUAGCAAGAAUUCUGGACAUCCCAUCUGUUCAUAUUCCGACCAUAAUUCCGACAGAAGUGGCUCCCAUUACACCAGCUUUGGGAAAAAAAGAUAAGUCUGACAAACAAAAGUCAGGAAAAUCUCAGCCUUCUACGAAAGCAAACCGUAGCAAAAUAGACCCUUCAUCAUCUGAUGACCUGGUACAGCAAGAAGAAGUAAAGAUAGAAAUGGAAGAACCAGCUCCCCAAAUACAAGAGAUAUCAGAUGUUCUUGCUUUUCCGAGUUUGAAUGUCUCCUGUCCCAAUGGACUUGUAUUAAGUUUCCUUGGUGAAAGCUUUGAAGAUUUGAAAGAUGAAGCCACUACCACUGAAGCAGAGAAAGAGGUGGUAAAGGAAAGUGAGGCCAAAGCAGAUGAAGCAAAGGAGGAAGAGGUUAAGGAAAAUGAGGCCAAAGCAGAUGAAGCAAAGGAGGAAGAGGUUAAGGAAAGUGAGGCCAAAGCAGAUGAAGCAAAGGAGGAAGAGGUUAUGGAAAGUGGAGAGAAGGAGCAUGAGGUUUCAGAAGAUGAAAUAGAGCACAAAGACACUGAAAGAAAAAAGGCCAAGCAGCCUACUCUGGAAAUUCUGGUUAGACAGAGUUAUCCCCAAAAGGUAAAGAACUCUCAGCUUUAUACACCUGUGGCAAGGCAAACAGAACAAGAGGUGUCAAGAGUCAUCACUAGUCAAGGAACUGUCAUGAAGUACCUGAUGGAUGGAUCUACCCAGAUUCUGUUUGCUGAUGGCACAGUGAGUAGGAGUCCCGACUCUGGUCCUGUCCUACCACCGUCUACAAUUCCAGAUAACAUACAACCAUUACCAGAAUCAGAGCUUUUACAUGAGACCAGGAUUAAGAAAGGAAAACACAGUGGCAAAAGCAUUAUGUCACACCCAACCAAGGAUGAGUUGUUUGAAAAUACUGUUCAGGAUCUGGUUAAUUCUGAGGAACCUAAGGCAGGAACCUGGAUAACAACAACUCCAUUAGGCAUUCAAGUGGGCACUGAGGGUGGAAAGAGAAUGGAUCUGAAGCCGCUCUUCAUGUAUCAGGCAACAGACCCAGCUGAUGAGACGGUUAUGACUGUACGAGAUGAUGAAGUGAUAAUUGUUGAGAAGCUGGAUGGUAGCAGAGUAGUAGAUCAUGCUGAUGGUACCAGGAUCACAACUUUUUAUAAAAAAUGUGAAUGCCGUUUUGUACCAGAUGGUGGUGAGGAAACAGAUGAACCCUCAAAAACCACCCCAAAGAAGGUGAAGUGUGUGCGAGUAGAGAAUCCUGAGUUUGCUACUGUUAUAACAAAUUGUGAGGAUGGUACCUGUUGUACCAUCUUUGGAGAUGGAACAUCUAUUCUAGCAAAGCCACAGGGAACGUAUCAGGUUUUACCCAUCAAGACAGGCUCUCUUUUCAUUGAUGAAGAUUGCUCAGCAAUUUAUACCCAUGAAGUUUAUGAUUUCGUCAGCAAGAACGAGGAGAAACAAGCAGGGAGGUACAUUAUGAAACACACUUCCAGCACUAUUUGUGAGAUGGUGGAUCCUGAAGGAAAUACUUUCAAGGUCAUGGCUGAUGGCAGCACAAAUGUGUGUGUUCCCAGCACUUGCUCUGAUGACAAGGAGGACAGAAGUUCAGCAGCAGUAUUCCAAGAAGUUGACAAACCCAUCACUUAUGAUGAGCAUGCCCCCAGGUUUUUCAUUGUCUAUGAGGAUGGUUCUGGAACUGAGCUCCUGCGGAGCCGGGAUGUACACACAUAUCUGGUUGAGGCCUGUAGUGAUCCUGCCACUGCAAUCUUGCAGGAUCCUGUGCAAGAACAUCCAGGUGUUUUAAGUAUUACUGUCCUCCACCCUAUGACUGACGCCUCCCCCUGGGUAAUGAAGAAAGAACCAGAGAGUAUUGUUCCUCCAAAUCUUCAGUCAGAACCAGAGAAUAUUGUUCCUCCAAAUCUUCAGUCAGAACCAGAGAAUAUUGUUCCUCCAAAUCUUCAGUCAGAACCAGAGAAUAUUGUUCCACCAAAACUUCAGUCAGGGACUGAGGAAGCAUCUUCUCCUCUUGAGAGGAAGAUCACAGAUCCCUCAGUCAGAACAUGUCUUUGGAAGGGUCUCAGCAUUGGAUCUGCAGAGCAGUCGUGCUUACCAGUACCUGUGCGUAAAUGUCCUAAUAAACUGGUAAUCCGUCAGCUAUUCCAGUAUAAACCACUCAGUGAUGAACUAAGAGAAAAGCUGCAUCUUUCCCUCAAGGAAUAUAUGGACAACAUUUUAAAGCAUGAAAAUGAGCUGGAAGAGAUGAAUGUGAAAGAACCAAGAACAGAAGAGGAAAAGGAGAAUGCUGCAAGUCUCCUUGAACUGGUUACAUCCUUCCCUAACUGGGAGAAGUCAACUGAAAAUCUCAGUGAUAGAGCUCAUGUGAGUGAGCUGUAUGAACAGGCUUCUCAUCACACAAAGAAGAUAAUCACUACACAAAGAGAGGACCAACAGCAGCAGUUAAGCCCAGAAGGAGUAACACCAGUGUCCAAGUGGCAAAGCAGACUGGAACAGCACAGGAAAGAACUUGAUGAAGAAAAGAAGACCUUAAUGGCAAUAAGAAACAAAAGAUUUCUUCCAUAUUUUGAGUCAGAAUUCAGCAAAGAAUUUUUCGAAAAAAAGUUUCCUGAUGUGGAAGCACUGUGUAUGGAACUUCCUCCAGUUCAAAGAAAAGAAAGUGUGACUUUCCCUCCAGACACAAUUAAAAAACCCAGUAGAGCAGCUGAACUUCUUGAUACUAUAAGGGAUUCAUCACUUUUGCCUGGCCUUCUGCUGCAAGCUCCUUCCAAACAAAAUGAAAGUUCCAGCAGCACAACAGACCUAAACAAGGCUGCAAGAACAGAAGAGGCACCCUUUCAACAUAAAGUUCAAAGUCUGACAGUGAAUGCUGCAGGACAGACAAGAAAAGAGAAAGUAAUAUUACCGUCAUCCCUUCAGGGGACAAAACCAAACUCCAUACCAAAUAAAAAGAUAGAAGAUCCUGUGGCAGGAAAGAUCAAAACAUCUUCUCUUGCAACAACAAGACAGGAUCUUAAUGGCUUCCAUCUCAUUCCACCCAGAGUGACAUUUGGAGUGUUAAAGGAAGGCUGCACCUAUGCAACCACUGUAAUCAUGAAGAACGUCGGUGUGAACUUCUCAAGGUUUCGGGUGAAGCAGCCGCCUCCAUGCACAGGACUGAGAGUGAUGUACACACCAGCACCUGUGGCGGCAGGCUUGGAGGUUGAACUGGAGAUAGAGAUUUUUGCCAUGGUAAUUGAAGGGAAAGAUACUGGUGGCCUUGAAGAAGUUUCCCAUGAUAUUGAAAUAUUAACAGAAACAGACACUCUUCUCCUGCCUGUGAAAGCAACUGUGUUAACCAAUGACAUUUAUGAGUGCCGCCCAGAAGGAUACCCUCAAGGAGGGAUGGCAGCAACAGUCCGGGCAGUUCCUACAAGCCCCAAGCCACGGCUACGGAUUACACUACCCCGAAAGCCUUCUAGUUAAUGUUAGAGCCCUAGAAGAAUAACAUGAGGAUCAACAGCACUGAAAUACCUGAAUUUUUGUCCAACAGUAGAGAAACAUCCCAGUGUAGGCUUUUUCAUUUACUUAACCAGAUUAAGUGUGAAUAAAUAUUUUUCC